UCUGCAUUCCAGAGCCAUUCCUCGCUGAGACCAGCGCCAGGCAGAGCCUGCCUGCCUUGGAAGGGGGGCUGAGAGACGGGAGCUGGAGCAGAGAGCGAGCAGAGAAACCUCAGACCCUGUUUAGGCCAUGGAAACGGGGAGCGCAGCCAGGACGAACGGCACCGCCAGCAAGCCCGAGGACGUGAAGAGCCCAACUGCUCCCAAAAAAGAAGAGGAAGCCAAGAAGGCCACGAGCCCUGGCGGAGGUGAGAAAGAAGCUAUAAAAGGCACGGGCGGUGCUGCGUUGGAGACAGGGCAAAUCAAGAGCUCCCUCUUCUCUGGGAGUGACUGGAAGAGGCCCAUCAUUCAGUUUGUGGAGUCAUCCGACGAGAAGAGGUCAACCUACUUCAGCAUGGACUCGGCAGACUCCAAGAAGAUGCAGUUUGCCAGCGGCCAGAUCGGAGACAUGAGGAGACCAGCCCUGAACUUCCCGGAGAAGGGCGACCUCAGGAAGUCCCUCUUCUCCUUGGAUUCCAAAAAGAGCUUCCUGCCCGCUGACGGGGAAGGGAGGAAGUCCCUGUUCUCUGCAGGGCAGAUGGGGGAGCUGAAGAAGUCUUCCCUGCCUCUGGUGGAGACGGGGGACCUGAGAAGACCCUUCAACAAGGCCGACAGAGCGGCGGGCUCGCGGCCCCGCGUGAAGCUGGAGGACGUUCUCUGCGACUCCUGCAUCGACAACAAGCAGAAGGCUGUGAAGUCCUGCCUGGUGUGCCAGGCUUCCUUCUGCGAGCUGCACCUCAAGCCCCACCUGGAGGGAGCGGCCUUCCGGGACCACCAGCUCCUGGACCCCAUCAGGGACUUCGAAGCCAGGAAAUGCCCUGUGCAUGGCAAGACCAUGGAGCUGUUCUGCCAGACGGACCAGAUGUGCAUCUGCUACCUCUGCAUGUUCCAGGAGCACAAGAACCACAGCACGGUGACAGUGGAGAUCGAGAAGGCGGGGAAAGAGACCGAGCUGUCGCUGCAGAAGGAGCAGCUGCAGCUGAAGAUCAUCGAGGUGGAAGAUGAGGUGGACAAGUGGCAGAAGGAGAGGGACCGCAUCAAGAAUUACACCACCAACGAGAAAGCCACGGUGGACCAGCACUUCAAGGAGCUGAUCCGUGACCUGGAGAGGCAGAGGGAUGAGGUGAAGGCUGCCCUGGAUCAGAGGGAAAAGAUCGCCUCGGAGAACGUGAAGGAGAUCGUGGAUGAGCUGGAGGAGAGGGCGAAGCUGCUGCGGGAGGACAAGGAGAACAGGGAGCAGAUCCACCAGAUCAGCGACUCCGUGCUCUUCCUGCAGGAAUUUGGGGCUCUGAUGAGGAAUUAUGUGCCCCCUCCAUCCCUGCCAACCUACAGCGUGCUGCUGGAAGGGGAGAGCAUGAGCCCAUCCAUGGGGCUGCUCAGGGAUGACCUCCUCAACGUCUGCAUGAGGCACGUGGAGAAGAUCUGCAAGGCAGACCUGGGCCGCAACUUCAUCGAGAGGAAUCACAUGGAGAACGGGGACCACCGGUUCAUGAUGAACAACUACGAGUGGAACCAGCCCGACAACCUGAAGAGAUUCUCCAUGUUCCUGUCUCCCAAAGCCAAUUUCAACCCACGGUCAUGGGAAUUUUCCUCCUUCCAAGCGACCGAGGAAACACUUGUAGGCAAUGGCACUAAGCUGCCUUUUCAGUUCUCCUCGGUGGGACAGAAUCCGCCCGGUGACUUCAGCAAACAGUCUGACGGGAGCCUCUUCACUAAGACCGCCUACCCUUCCAUAGUGAGGCACCAGUCUGCAAAGGUGACACCACAGACGUGGAAAUCCUCCUCCAAGCAGUCUGUAUUGUCCCAUUACCGCCCCUUCUACGUCAGCAAAGGCAACGGAGCCACCUCCAACGAGGCGCCCUGAGCUGCUGAGGACGAGAGGAGAGCCGAGCUCAGCUGAGGAUUGUCACACAUGUCCCUGCUCCCACCGCCCCUCCUGCUCCAGGGGCCACCCCUGCCCUCAGCACACCAGGACUUUUCCCUCUGCUGUCCCCUCCCUGUCCCCUCCCUGUCCCCUCCCUGUCCCCCCAGCUGCUCUGCCCUUCCUGGGAAUUGUGGAUGCUUGGGUGGCACCCCCUGCUAGGCAGCUGUCCCCUUGUCCCCAGAGCUGUCACACCCUGCUGGAUGUCCCAGAGCUCAUCCCAAACUCCAGCUUUUCCUCUCCACCCUGGGGACACUCAGCUCCCGCUGGGGUCACAUCUCCUGGUGGCAUCACAGGGUCCCCAUCAGCUCAGCUCUGCUCCUCACCUGCCCAAAAAAUGAGCAGGAUUUUCCCAGAGCUGGGAAUUGUAGCACCCCCUGCUAGGCAGCUGUCCCCUUGUCCCCAGAGCUGUCACACCCCGCUGGAUGCCCCAGAGCUCAUCCCAAGCUCCAGCUUUUCCUCUCUGCCCUGGUGGCAUCCCAUGUCCCCAGAGUCCUCCAUCAGCUCAGCUCUGCUCCUCACCUGCCCAAAAACCCCAGCAGGGUUUUCCCAGAGCUGGGAAGUGUGACACCCCCUGCUAGGCAGCUGUCCCCUUGUCCCCAGAGCUGUCAAACCCUGCUGGAUGUUCCAAAGCUCUCCCCAGGCUCCAGCUUUUCCUCUCCACCCUGGGGACACUCAGCUCCCGCUGGGAUCACAUCUCCUGGUGGCAUCACAGGGUCCCCAUCAGCUCAGCUCUGCUCCUCACCUGCCCAAAACCCCAGCAGGAUUUUCCCAGAGCUGGGAAUUGUGGCACCCCCUGCUAGGCAGCUGUCCCCUUGUCCCCAGAGCUGUCACACCCUGCUGGAUGCUCCAGAGCUCAUCCCAAGCUCCAGCUUUUCCUCUCCGCCCUGGGGACACAUUCCCUGGUGGCAUCCCAUGUCCCCAGGGUCCUCCAUCAGCUCAGCUCUGCCCAAAAACCCCAGCAGGGUUUUCCCAGAGCUGCUGGAGGAGGACAGGGAGGCUUUCCUAGCCCAUUCAAGUGCCCCUCCAGCCACAUUUUUGAAUUAAGAAAUAAAAAGCAAAUCCAUCCUAGUAAUACAAGAUUGAUUAGAUGCCAUAGGUGCUGGGUGCUUUUCUAGUUUGUGGUGGUUUUUCUUAAUUCCCUUAAACCAAAAUUGAUUUAUACGCUGUAGUUCAUGUAUUUUAUAUUUUUUUCCCCUGCAGUGGGCAAUGAGAAUUACUGCCACAGCUUUUUUUUUUUUUUUUUGCUCAGGAUAAUAUUUUUGUAUUUGUCCCCUGGACAGAUGAAUCACAUCCAGGGCUGGAGAACCAUCCCAUGAUCUCCCUGAGGUGAUUUUCCCUCUCCAUGGACAAGCCAAGGGGCUCAGUCCAUGCAGUGCAGGGGGAGAAAUGGGAAUAAGAGCCCUCAAAUGCUGAAAAUCAAGACCUAACAGCUCCUUUUCAUGGUUUGCUCUAUUCAAGCAGUUUUGGAAUGGCUUCCCCCCACUUUUUCCUGCUUGCAGCACCUUGCUGAGGGAGGUCCCACUUGAAAAUCCUUCCUGGCUCAUCCCUUUGCAAAGAUACUCAUGGCUUUUUAACCCAACACCUCACCCAAAACUCCUGGGGCUGAAUGUUGGUCACCCCAGAGCACUUGAAAUGUCACUUUAUGAUGAUUUUUAAUUUUUUUUCCCUAUAAAGACCAGAGGGGGAAGGGGCUGGCGUGGUAGGGCAGGACGUGACAAAAGGGACGUGAAAAAAGGGAUGGAAUUGCUGGGAAAAGCACUGAGGGGUUUGAGGAUGUGUGUGAAGGGACAAAAUCAGCCCCCUCCAGGUCUCACUGUUUUGCCCUUGAGCAGGUCCAGUAAAACCUUGCACCACCUCCUUUUUAUGCUCCAAAACAUGUAAAUGUUUUUCCUUUUCCUCCUCCUCCUCAGCUUGGAUGUUAACCCCUCCCAUCCCUGAUCAAGGCUGUGUGGUGCCAGCUGGACCCUGCCCGAGGCCACCACUGUCCCUGUCCUCCCGCUGUCCCCUCUGUGCCCCCACAGCCUCUUUGCUCCCCAAGGGCCUCCCCAGCCCUGCACACCCAAAUUCCCACAAGGAAUGGAGCUGCUCCCCCUUUGCCUCAGCCCCGGGGACGCCAGGACCCCGCUGGGGUCCCCCUUUUCCCCCUGGGAUGGGGCACAGGGGGUUCUGGAACCCCCCCUGUGCUUCCUGGGGGGCUUCCAGCCGGGCUUUGGGGUGUGCAGGAGCUCUUUGGAUCAUGUCAGCAAAGCCUGAGGGAUGAUGAUGAUGAUGAUGAUGAUGAUGAUGAUGAUGAUGACAACGAUGAUGAUUCCUCCUCAGACAGGGCAGGGGGGGCUCUGCUGGUGAUGUAAAGGAGGCCCCUCACUGUGCACCACACUGCAGAAAUAAAGGAGAAAGCUCCAUGUCUGACCAAACCCAACGGGCUUUGCUCUGUCUUUGGUGUUUCUGUGCUCUCACUGAGGCUGAGUCUCUCCAAAUUAUGGGGCAGCAGGGCUGCAGAAACCAUUCUGCCAGCUCUUUGAUGCUGUUUCACUGCUUUUUUUGAUAUUUAAGGUCAGAGGAAAUUCCCACAUCGUUGAGAGUCAAAAGCUGAUGUACAUUUCUAGUCCCACACCCCAAAAA
Molecule: messenger RNA, 4582 nt
Organism: Passer domesticus (house sparrow)
Lineage: Eukaryota; Metazoa; Chordata; Aves; Passeriformes; Passeridae
Gene: TRIM29
Product: tripartite motif containing 29
Exons: 9
Coding region: 128-1900 (590 amino acids)
Molecular function (GO): zinc ion binding
Source: RefSeq, a predicted model, not a curated record